UGAAUUAUAGGUUAUGAAUCAGGAUCAUAAUAAAUUUAACAAGAAUUUAUAAUUUAUAACAUAAACUUAAGUUAAUAAACUGCAAAAUGAAUACUAUAGCGAAUGUACUUCGUAAUAGAUCCAAUUUAAAAUUAAAUCUAACGCAAAUCACAAGAUUAUCUUCAAAUGUUUCGGAAGAAAAGAUUGUUAUUCCUAAAGCAAUACCAAGAGGACCUACAGAUAUUUUAAGAGCAUUGGAGAGCACUGUUUCAAGAGAUCCAACAGCCACUCAUUAUAAAUACCACGAUGAUCCAUUUUUAAUUCCAAUGUCUAAUAUGGGAAAGAGAACAUUUGCUAUGGCUCAGGAGGCAGGACGUAAGGCUGCCUAUUGGGUGCGAGAGCAACAUCCAGAUUUAUUUCAACAUCAAGAAGCUGACCCUCCAAUUAAACCUUUUUUCCCAAAAAUGGUAUACAGUGAGGAUGAAGUUACAGAGGACACUUUAAAACAUGUUAUUGAUGAAGUUCUUAUACCAGAUGCAAAAAAAAUAUAUAAGUUAAUGAUAGAAAAAGGCAUGGAAAUAUCUAAAGAAACACAACAAGCAUUAUUGGAUCUAUUGUGUUUCUAUAAUAAUGAGGAUACCUUGUCUGAAGAAUUCAUUGAAGAAAGAUGGUUUAGAAAUAGUGCAAAAGAGAAGGUGAGGAAAACAUGGGCUGAUGGUUCGUUAGCUGAAGAAAUAUUUAUUAGUAUUGAAAAUCCGGAUGCAGCAGCUUAUUCUGCAAUAAUUCAAGGAAUGGCUAAACAUUACCAGGUGAAUAGAGCAUGGCAAUUAUUUGAAGAAGCUCAAGGGAAAGGACUUGAAGUCAAUACAAGCACAUACAAUUCAAUUAUUAGAGUUACCAGUUUUAUGAAAGAGAGUUAUGAUUUGAGAUGGAGUUUUGUGAAUGACAUAUUGUCUUUAAUGAAUAAAGCAAAAACUAAACCAAACCUAGGUACAUUGAAUGCUUGCCUGGAAAUAGUGAGUACAAUGGGUCAAAGCAAAACUGCAAAAAGUUAUGCACUGAAAUUGCUGAAAGAAUUUAAAUCAUUGGGUAUUGAACCAUCUUUGGCUUCUUGGUAUCAUGUCUUGAUGACAUAUUGUAAAGAAAGAGGACCAGUUAGUACAAUUUUGAAUGAUAUUUUACCACAUAUUGAAAAUAAGGAGCACACAAUUAGAGAUAUUAAAGAUACUUUCUUCUUUGUAACUGCAAUGGACAUUUGCAGGAAUCAUCUCCAUGAUAAGGAUCUGGCACAAAGAGUUAACAAGUUACUGCAUUUUGGGAAUAACUAUAAUUUAAUUGGUGAUUCCUACAAAGAAUCAAUUUAUUACCGGCAUUACUUCAUAGUAUUAUGUGAAACUGAACCACUGGAUGAAUUCAUGGAAAACAUUUACAAUAAAUUGGUCCCUCAUAUAUAUGUACCAGAACCUGGAGUUAUUGCUGAAGUACUCAAGAACAUUGACAUGAAUUCAGCUGUUGAAUAUUUACCAAAAAUAUGGUCCGAUAUGUUGAUCUUUGACCACACGGGACGUGAAAACCUUCUCAAUAUGGUCAUGAAUAUUAUGAUAAACCAUAAACCAGAUGAAUCGUCUGAAUUGAAUGACAAAUUUUCUAAAAUUGCAUGGGGUAUUUGGUCUAAAAUUGAAAACCAAAACGAAAAUAGGAUUCAAAAGUUGGCGUUCACUGGAGAAAUGCUGGGCAACAUUAUGAUCAUGGUGUUACGCAACAAUGAUUUUGAGAAAGCUUUCGAGGUAAUGCAGAAACUGGAUAAGGGUAUGCACAGCGUCGUUGGAGUACCUAAAUUAGAUGCUCUCUCAAUGUUCAUGGAUCACUGCAUUAAAGAAAAACUGCCGACCACAGCCAUUCAAUGUAUUCAGUACCUCACGGACAGCGGUUUCCCAGAAGCCGAGGAUUUCGCUAUCAGAUUGAAUAAGAGUUUGACGUUAGAUGAGACACAUUUAGGUCGUCUUGGUAAAAUUGUAGGGGAACAAUUUUUGCAGAAAAAGAUGUAAUUAUUAUUUUCUUUGUAUUUUAGCAAUUUUUCUUAUUGUAAAUAAAAUUCACAACUUAA
Nicrophorus vespilloides is the source of this 2086-nucleotide messenger RNA. Its product is annotated as protein PTCD3 homolog, mitochondrial. The record is from RefSeq and is a predicted model, not a curated record. Lineage: Eukaryota; Metazoa; Arthropoda; Insecta; Coleoptera; Silphidae. Bases 87 to 2027 code for a protein of 646 amino acids. The transcript is spliced from 5 exons. Gene Ontology annotation, molecular function: rRNA binding; protein binding; ribosomal small subunit binding. Gene Ontology annotation, cellular component: mitochondrion. Gene Ontology annotation, biological process: mitochondrial translation.